Pelobates fuscus (common spadefoot toad) is the source of this 2959-nucleotide messenger RNA. RefSeq names its product protein phosphatase, Mg2+/Mn2+ dependent 1L (gene PPM1L). Lineage: Eukaryota; Metazoa; Chordata; Amphibia; Anura; Pelobatidae. Gene Ontology annotation, biological process: negative regulation of canonical NF-kappaB signal transduction; positive regulation of canonical Wnt signaling pathway; positive regulation of canonical NF-kappaB signal transduction. The transcript is spliced from 4 exons. The coding region runs from base 592 to 1674 and encodes 360 amino acids. Gene Ontology annotation, cellular component: nucleus; cytosol. Gene Ontology annotation, molecular function: protein serine/threonine phosphatase activity; cation binding. The record is from RefSeq and is a predicted model, not a curated record.
CUCGCUUGCAGUGUUCCUGCUUGUGAUGGGAUGUUCCAAUCGCACGCCAUCCAUGGGGGGGGCAGACAAUGCUGUGAUUAUCUACCAAUCAGUCAGCCGGUGUUUUAAUGUCAGUGACAGAUGUGGUGUCAGUGCCUUGACCGCCCUCACCCCCUGCCCCGCCAUAGACACAUCAUGAGGACUGCUGGGCCAGGGAUGUAUGUUACAGAAUAAAAGCUCUCCCCCUCCUCCAUAUCUAGGUGUGAGAAAGCCUCCAGUGUGGGAGACAGCCAGAGAGCAGCCGGUGUGUGCACCUUGUGACAGCUCUUGCAAGGUGCUGGAGCAGCAGGAGCUCAGCUCCCAAGCUGGGCAUUAUUUGAGUCCCCUUAGGACUGGUGCAGGACUCACCCCCCCCCCCCCCCGAGCUCCUGCCUUGCUGAGAUCAGGAUCCCCCUGCAGCCUGUCCUGAUCCCCUUUGUUUGAGGUGCUGCAGACCUGACCCCCCCUAGGGAGGAGUUUGGGCAGGGGUCACACUGUGCCAUGCUCUGAUCCCCCCCUCCUUCUUCUCCAACCUGCACCUCCUCCUCCUCCCCAGCCAUCCCCGGGACAUAAAUGAUAGAGGAUACCAUGACUCUGCUGUCUCUCCUGGGUAGGAUCAUGCGUUACUUCUUACUCAGACCCGAGACCCUGUUCUUGCUGUGUAUCAGCCUGGCCCUCUGGAGCUACUUCUUCCACACGGACGAGGUGAAGACCAUCGUGAAGUCCAGCCGGGACGCCGUGCAGAUGGUGAAGGGGAAGGUGGCGGAGAUCAUGCAGAAUGACCGUCUCGGGGGGUUAGACGUGCUGGAGGCUGAGUUCUCCAAGACCUGGGAGUACAAGAGUAACAAUGUGGCCGUGUACUCCAUACAGGGCAGGAGAGACCACAUGGAGGACCGCUUCGAAAUCAUCACUGACCUGCUCAACAAGAGCCACCCUUCCAUCUUCGGCAUCUUUGAUGGGCAUGGAGGAGAGUCUGCAGCUGAAUACGUGAAGACUCAUCUGCCUGAAGUGUUGAAACAGCAUCUUCAAGAUUUUGAAAGGGAUAAAGAGAACAGCGUGCUAUCCUACCAAACCAUACUCGAACAGCAGAUUCUAGCAAUAGACCGUGAAAUGUUGGAAAAGCUGACUGUAUCCUAUGAUGAAGCAGGUACUACGUGCUUAAUUGCAUUAUUAUCAGAUAAAGAGCUCACAGUUGCUAACGUUGGCGAUUCACGUGGGGUCUUGUGUGACAAGGAUGGAAACGCUAUCCCUUUAUCGCACGACCACAAACCAUAUCAGCUGAAAGAAAGAAAGAGGAUUAAAAGAGCAGGUGGCUUCAUCAGUUUCAAUGGAUCUUGGAGAGUUCAAGGGAUUUUGGCGAUGUCCCGUUCCCUUGGAGAUUAUCCCCUGAAAAAUCUAAAUGUCAUCAUCUCAGAUCCCGAUAUAUUAAGCUUUGACCUGGACAAACUUCAGCCAGAAUUCAUGAUCUUGGCAUCUGAUGGCCUAUGGGAUGCAUUUAGCAAUGAAGAAGCUGUCCGGUUUAUCAAAGAGCGUUUGGACGAACCACAUUUUGGAGCCAAGAGCAUCGUGUUACAGUCAUUUUACAGAGGAUGCCCUGAUAACAUAACUGUCAUGGUUGUAAAGUUCAGGAAUAGUAGCAAAACAGAAGAUCAAUAAAGUUUCCAUAAAUGGACUACAGGCAACUUAUUUUAUUUUAACUUAGUAAGAAAACAUCAAACCUUAAGAUUAUUCUACAGCCCUAUACCCAUGUCUUUGGCUCGAACAUGGCCUCAUCACAGUUAAUGUAUCCAUCAAAUGUAAAAUGAUGAACCAACGGGAAACAUAUAUGACCCAACAUUGUUACUCCAUUAACAUGCAACUAUCUGUAUUAAAACAAAAAAGUGUUCUUGCCUUUGAAAUGUUACUAUUUAUUUUGUUUAUUGGUGGUGGGGGGGGGGGGAGCGGGGGGUGCUAGCAACACAAUAUCUGUAAUAUGCCAAGUGUAAUGAAUUUGAGUGAUUUCUCACCAGCUCUGAGCUGCAGUAAUUGGAAAGAAUUAUCUCGGACUUAUUACACUGUAGUGCAUAUGAUAUCAAUAUUUAUUUAGAAUUGACAUUCUGUAGAGAUGUAAUAUUUAUUCACUCUAUUUUUGUAAAAACAAAUGCUCAAAGUGAAAAAAUUAUUUGUGUUAAGUUGUAAGAUACUAUCCACCAAAAGACAACUAUAAAAGAAACCACUAGUAGCUCCGUGCAAACUAUAUGGUGUUUAUAAAUGUAUAUUACCUGCCAGAAUACCAAUUAGGUGGCAAGACUAUCUCCAUGUGUAUAUUACAUCAGUAAGGUUCAACCAGGAGUGCAUUCUGAGACAUUAAUGCAUCAUUUAUGAACAAAUGGGAGUCAAAUAUAAUAUUUAACUCGGAAUUCAGAAAAAGGCAUAUAAUAUUUCAUCAUCAAUGUUUAGUUUUGUUUUUUUGUUUUUUGCUUCUACCUAUCUAUCAUAUUGGACUUUAAAGCAAAAAUAUAUAUAUUUAACUUUUUGUGACAGAAGCAGAUUUUGCAACUGUCUGAGACAUGUUGUUGGACUCAUUGAUGUUGCUUAUGCGUAACUAGAUUAAUCCAAGUACAACAUUUGAAACAAAAUGUGUUUGCCAUGGUGAUGUUAAAAGGGAACGUGUCUCUAAAUAAGAAAACCUAGAACUGCUUUUAAAGCUUUUCCUGUUGAAUGAAAUAAGAAUAUUCAUCGUUCAAAGGUUCCUGUUUAGUGAAGAGUUUGCUGAAGCAUUUUCAUAACCCUUUUUGUACCAUGUCAUUCAAGAUUAACGGGAAUAAUGUGUGUAAAAAUAGUGUAAUUCAUCAUGCAUUUGGGGGCAAACCAAUUUUACUGAAAUGGUGCUAUAGCAUUGGAUUUCUCUGCUGUAGAAAAGGUUUAUAGAAAUGAAUAAUAAAACAAUGCAAUCACUCAA